GGAGUUGUCCAUUUCAGCACCGUUAAGGGGAGCACCCCUUCGGGUAGAACCUAAAACACUUCAUAAGAAUAUUUGCUUAUUUAUAUUAUGUAUUAUUAUUUUUUUAUAUAACAUAAAAGGUUUAUUGGACCCGAAUUCAGGCACAGGUUAUUAUUUAUUUAAUAUUCAUUUUAAACAGAACCAGCCCGACUCAGGCAUCCCUCAGGAUAAUAUUAUAACCUGGCCGCUAGCAGGGCCGGGGGUUGGACGCGCGCCUGUGUGUAGCAUCUGCGCGCAACCGCUCCAGUCGGGACUGCCAGUAUCUUUGGGAAAGAGAGUUGUUGCAGGGCGUGCGAAAGUUGGAGAAAGAAUGCUGUAUGCUGGACACUAGAAAGGAACCGCUAGCUGGAAUUGUGUUUACAAAAUUAUAAAGGAUGCAUUGCAUAAUAUUGAGCAUAAACCUCGUGAUUGUACUUGUUUCGCAGCAUUGCUUGGCACGACCCUGCAAGGAUCAGCUAGUGUCUCCACUGUAUGCAUCCUCUUUCGAGGCAUCGUCCAGAUACAACUUCUUAUAUUCGGCUAAUCUUGCAAGACUGCACGGUGGGAGUGGCUGGUCACCAGCACCAAGGGAUCGGCAGCCAUGGCUACAGAUCAAUCUGUUCCACAAAUACAGAAUCACUGCGAUAGCUACCCAGGGGACAUUCAACAGCUAUGACUGGGUGACUAAAUACACACUGCUGUACGGAGACCGACCCGACACCUGGACACCAUUCAUUCAAAGGGGAGGCAAUUCGACUUUUUCAGGAAACUGGAAUUAUUAUCAGGUCAAGAAACACAACCUGCAUUAUGCGAUCACCGCCAAGCACUUACGCAUUCUACCUGUGGGCUGGAACCCGAUGGGAAAGAUCGGGCUUCGACUGGAAGUGUACGGCUGCUUCUAUGACUCCUAUGUCAUGGCCUUCGAUGGGGACGAUAUGGUCGCCUACAGGUUUGGAAGAAACACUAUGAAAACGCUGAAGGAUGUCAUCGCCCUGAACUUCAAAACCCUGGAACGAGAAGGGGUGCUCCUGCAUGGAGAGGGACCCCAAGGAGACUACCUUACUCUGGAGCUUGUGGACUCAAAGCUGGUCAUGCAUAUCAGUCUAGGAAGUAGCAGUGUUCAUGACAUGACCGGACACACUUCGGUCACUCUGGGUAAUCUUCUGGAUAACCAACACUGGCAUUAUGUCACGAUCCAUCGCUAUGGCAACUAUGUUAAUUUAACCCUUGACGGUGAAACAGCAAGUAUCCGCUGCAAUGGAGAUUUCCUGUACCUCAACCUGGAUAAGGAACUGUACAUCGGAGGAGUGAUAGAGGGUAAUAAACCGCAUUUGCCCAACAAGCACAACUUCCGAGGAUGCAUGGAGAACGUCUUUUACAACGGGGUCAACAUCAUCGACCUGGCCAAGAAUAAGAUGCCCCAGAUACGCUUCCCUCACCGGAAGAAAAAAAUCUACUAUGCCUGCCAGGAUCUGCUCCUGAAGCCAAUGACCUUUGCGGGGAUCAAUAAUUACCUGCAGGUGCCGGGGUCCUUCAGACGGAACAGGAUGUCAGUGAAGUUCAAGUUCAGAUCCUGGGAUGCCACUGGCCUGCUGAUGUAUGCUAACUUUGCAGACAACUUGGGCUCCCUGAAAAUGGCACUGAGCGAAGGGCAGGUGAACAUUUCCAUCGCACAGCCUGGGAAGAAGCCUCUGGAGUUUGCUGCAGGCUACCGUCUGAACGAUGGCUUCUGGCACUCAGUGGACCUGGUGGCGAGGGAUAAUUUCGCCACAGUGGUCAUCGACGAAGAGGAGGGCUCUCCGCUUAGGAUCAACAACAUCUUCACUCUGCGCACAGGAGACAGAUACUUCUUCGGAGGUUGCCCUAAACCAGCUAAUGGCACAGGCUGUGUCUCUGACCUCAUUGCCUUCCAUGGCUGCAUGCAGCAGAUCUAUAUUGACAGCGAACCGGUCGAUAUAGACAUCAUUAUGCAGCGUCGGCUGGGCCGAUAUUCCCAGCUUCUCUUGGGCACCUGUGGAAUAACAGACAGGUGCACCCCGAACCUGUGCGAGCACGAGGGGAAGUGUAUCCAAUCCUGGGACGAUUUUAUAUGCAACUGUGACAACACUGGAUACAAAGGAGAAGUGUGCCAUAAAUCUGUCUAUAAAGAAUCCUGUGAAGCAUACCGACUCAGUGGCAAAUACUACUCAGGGAACUACACCAUUGACCCAGACGGCAGUGGCCCACUUAAACCCUUUGUAACCUAUUGUAACAUGCAAGAGUAUAAGGCUUGGUCAGUUGUGAGGCAUAACCGUGAGUAUGGAACCAAGGUGACGGGCACCAGCAUGGAGAGACCCUUCAUGGGGGACGUUCAGUAUUACAAUGCCUCCUGGGGUGAGGUGUCUGCACUGGCUAACGGAUCAGAGUACUGUGAACAAAGGAUACAGUACGACUGCUACAAAUCCAGGCUCCUGAACACUCCCGAUGGUCAUCCCUUUGGUUUCUGGAUAGGUCGGAACCAGGAGAGGCAUUUUUACUGGGGAGGGUCAUUCCCGGGAAUAAAGAAAUGUGGCUGUGGGAUAGCCAAGUCCUGCUCCGACGCCAGGUUCUACUGUAACUGUGACGCCGACUACAGGCAAUGGAGUUAUGAUAAAGGACUGCUGAACUAUGUAGACCACCUGCCAGUGACGCAGGUGGUGGUGGGAGAUACAAAUCGCACCGCUUCAGAGGCCCGGUUCACAGUGGGACCCCUGCGCUGCUAUGGCGACCGAAACACCUGGAACACAGUUUCCUUUACAAAAACCACCCACAUGGAGUUUCCUACCUUCAGACCGGGGACCAGCGCUGACAUCUCGUUUCAUUUCAAAACCACGGCAGACCACGGCGUCUUCGUGGAGAACCCCGGGCCCCCCUACUUCAUCAGGGUGGAGCUCAACUCCACCACGGAACUUCUCUUCAUUUUCAGCGUCGGAGACGGAAUUAUAAACGCCACUCUGAAAUCCCCCACCCCACUGAACGACGACCAGUGGCACUUUGUCAAAGCAGAGAUCAACGUGAAGAUGGCCCGGAUAAAGGUGGACGAGCAGCCCUGGGUGGUGAGGCGGUUUCCUUCGCAGAGCUACGUCAACUUGGUGUUCACCAAACCUCUGCUCGUGGGAGCAGCGGAGUACAAGAUGAGGGGGUUUCUGGGCUGUCUCCGGGGGCUACGGAUGAACGGGGUGACCCUUAACCUGGAAGGGAAAGUGAACGAGCUGGAAGGGAUAAAGUACAACUGCUCGGGUCACUGUUGGAACACGUCCGAAGUGCUGUGUCGCAACGGAGGACGAUGUGUGGAGAAAUACAGCACCUACCUCUGUGACUGCAACGAGACAGCCUUCGACGGGCUGUAUUGUCAUAAAGAUAUUGGCGGUUACUUCGAACCCGGGACUUGGCUACGCUACAGCAUUCGCUCAGCAGCAAUAACGGUGGCGGCGCAGUUUGCCAACAUCGUGGACCCUCUGAGCUUCACACUGGGGUACAACCAGACCAGCGAGGAGAUUGUGUUCAGCUUCAGCACCAGAGAGACCCCUGCUGUGCUCUUGUACAUCAGCUCCUUCACCAAUGACUACAUCGCUGUGGUCCUCAAACACGACGGUAGUUUGGAUUUGAGGUACCGGCUGGGUUUAUUUACCAAUAAAUACACCCUGAGCAAUCGUUACAUGGCUGACGGGGACCCUCACAUUGUUAAUGUCACCAGGAAGGACAGAGAAAUCAGAAUCGAGGUGGACUACACUCAGCCUAUCUUCCAAAGUAUACCGUUGAUAUUCGACAAGAAAUUUGAUUCUCCAAAAUCCCUGUUUCUUGGAAGAGUGUUGGAGACUGGUGUAAUUGACCCAGAGAUCCAGAAGUACAACACCCCUGGCUUCACGGGAUGCCUGUCGGGGGUCAAGUUCAAUAACAUCGUCCCGCUGAAGGCGUACUUCAGACCCAACAAGACUGACCUCCCCAUCACCGUCAUGGGAGAGCUUGUGGAGUCUAACUGUGGGGCCGGGCCAGUGGUCCAUCCUCCAAUCCCCCUGGAGAUAGACCCCUGGUACACAGGACCAGUGUUCCCCUAUAUACAUGAUGACACUCCCAGUGGACCAGUGUUAGCAGUGAUCAUCCUACUGGUUCUGCUCAUAGUGUUUGGCACCUUAGCGGCCCUGUACCUGUAUUUGUACCGCUACAAGGGAUCGUACCACACCAACGAACCCAAGGCCGUGGAGUCUCCAAGCAGCAUGAAGCCACUGACAGAAGAGGCCCCCAGGAAAGAGCAAAACCUGCCCAAGAUACAGGAGGAGGACAAGGACGAAUAGGGGAGGAAACAGGGGUGCUGCUCAAAGAUGACUCAUCUGUUGCGAUCAAAUCAAACGAUCCAAUGCAGGAUCUCUGGUCAGUUACAAUAAUACAGAGAAGAAAGGGUUGGUAAUAGUUAAAGUUUAGCAGACGUGUUUUAGCACUUCCAAAUUACAGGGUUGAGAGCGAACAGAAGUGCCUGAAAUCUUGUUGUUUUUAAACAACAACAACAACAAAAAAACUAUCUUGGAUACCUGAUAUCAAUGGCCUGCAAAAAUAUAAUAAGAAAAACAUCAAAAACGAUAAUGAUUCUGCUGUCCAUUAAUCUGAAUGUAAAGUAUUCCAUAUUAAUAAUAAUAGAAUCAGUUACAUGGACAAUUGAACCUUAAUAUCAGAGAACUAUAUAUAUAUAUAUAUAUAUAUAUAUAUAUAUAUAUAUAUAUAUAUAUAUAUAUAUAUAUAUAUAUAUAAAAUAAAGAUUUCCCUAUUAGUCUAUUGUAUAAUAAAUCAUGUCAUAAAGGUAUGUAGUUGCAGAUGUUUAAGGAAGAUGAUAAUAUAAAUGAUUUUAUGGUUUUGAUAACCCUAAAUGCAUUAGUCUGUGUCAAUGGAAUUCAAUAAAGUGUGUUUGCCCAGUUUUCUCAAUGGCUGCCACAUUGAUUUACAUUCACACGAUAACACCUCUUUUAUGACACUGUGCAGAUCAUUCCAUACAGUGUAUGUUUAUGUAACGUGCUACCACAGCAUGGGAAAUGAAUUCAAACUGGCGAGACAGAUAGAGUAAGCCCAGCCCCUUUACACUAGUGCACUGGUUUGAUCUCUUGUACAAUAUGGAUGGACACACAACUCUGCUAAACUGUAACAAAAGAGCAUGGUCUUUUGUUUAAAUUUGUACAGAAACUCUAUGCAUCCAGUGUCUCGGUGCUAUUGAACACUGGAUUUGACCACAGAAAGGCCUUUAUCUGCUAGAAGACUGCAAGUGUUGGCCUUUGUAAGGGUUUGGACCCAAAAUUUAUAUUGCUAGCAUUAGCUACAGUACUGUACACUAUUAAAUGACACAUCGUUUUUUUUUUACAUAGGACCACAACAAUGUAAGCGUCUGCCUUUUUUCAUACUUUAGCAGAAUGAUAGCAUUUAGAAUUAUGCUUCUUAGCUGCUUUGGAGGGAUGAUAACCAAAGCCUAUAAUAGACUACCAUGCAGUGUCGUACAUUACAAAUAUACUGUGUCGUUGAGAAAUAUUGGGCAAUCUACGCGAUGCAUUAUGCUUCUAACUUGCAGUGCAUGUUACCUGCACUUUGCAUUAAUGCAACAAAUCUGCUGCUUUAAUACAAUCACCUAAGAGCUUUUUAAUUCUGUAUAUCUUUUUUUUGCAAAUUCCAAUAUAUAUAUAUAUAUAUAUAUAUAUAUAUACUGUAUAUCAAUUUUUAUAUUGUACCAGUUUGUAAAAAAAAAAAAAGUAUUGAAUGUAAACUUAUGUGUUAUCAUUGUAUUUAUAACGAGAAUACAGUAUGUAUCACUGUUCUGGUGUUGUGUAUUGCUCAUAUGGAGAAUACAAUACAGCCACCCACUCCCACUUGCAAUAUUGCACCAUUAAAUGAAUACUGGAUGAGGUGGUGAUAUUUCUUUAGUUUGCAUUCUUCAAAUUAUUUGUUACUUCAUGAGUUUAAUUGCAAACGUCCCAGUUAUCUUAUGCUUGUAAGUUAGAUUUUGUUUCUCAAAUCGUUUGAUCAUAUCUGAUUAAAGUAGAUGAGCGGAGUUACCGUGUAGUCAAAUCAUGUGAGAUUUAAUCAUCAGAAGCAAAACCACAGCGCUUAAAAGAGAAAUUUAAAACAAUGAGUCAUUAUUUACCCUAGUGGAGUGCAGGAAAUCUGAUUCAGCCCCUUGUGUAAUGUGACAUUUUGCACAUCUCUCAGAAACACCUUUCAAUGUGAUACAUUCACUUGUAACUAUUACAACUGCUGUGUACAUCUUUCCUGGUUUAAAGUGAAGCGUGAUGGUACUGCAGCAACACCACAGACUGUAGGGGGCGCAAGAGGAAAUGUUGCAGUGUCUUGAUAGAGACAUUCAAAAACUGAGAAAAAAUCUGGCGUCUAGAACAAGUGUGAUGUAAUUUUGCUUUUGCAGUGCAUCGUGCUAAAUAUUUUCACUGAGCUGAUACAUGCAAGCGAUGCCCACAGAAGCAAUCUGAUACCUGAGGUUUGUUUGGUGCACUCACUGUGGAGUGAGUCAGGGGAUCAGAUAGUGAGGUUUUGCACAUUCAGCAGCUGGUUGAUUCCAAUCAAUCGGGACGCUUUAUACAAACUGUUCAGCAAAACACAUAGCAGUUUCGUUAAAAAAUGAUUUCCUUAUACACGUCAUACUACAAGUAUGACGAGUAUAUAAGUGUGAUUAGUCUGUAUUCAUUUGUGGAGAGUUAAUAGUCUUUGGUAUCUAUCUACAGAGCAGCCCUUAGUCGUGUACCUGUUCAAACUUCAACAUGCACAAUUUCCAUUUGUAAAUGCAAAUGUACUUGGAUUUUACUUGAGUAAGAAAUAAGGUACAGUAAACCACGUUAUUCUGCAUGGAUACAACAUUGAGGGCCACCCAUGUGUAAAGAUACCACAUCACCUCUGUGCACAGUUUAAUGUUCUUUUAUGUAUGUCCAUUGUAAAUGGCCAUAGCUACGGUAUGUAAAAAAUAAAUAAAUAUAUAAAUAAAUAAAUAAAAGA
This is a messenger RNA of Acipenser ruthenus (sterlet), 7017 nucleotides long. RefSeq names its product contactin associated protein 1 (gene cntnap1). Bases 414 to 4331 code for a protein of 1305 amino acids. The transcript is spliced from 24 exons. The record is from RefSeq and is a predicted model, not a curated record. Lineage: Eukaryota; Metazoa; Chordata; Actinopteri; Acipenseriformes; Acipenseridae.